UCCCAAUUCCAGUCUGCUGCUCCGUCUAUUCCGUCCUUAAGUGACUCUCGUUCAAACGCCGCGCAUUAUCCUCGACAGGCCCUGCCUCCCCAAAAAAGAGACUUUCAAGUAUCUCAAACUCGGACUGCGCCCAAAAAUUCCCACCUCUGCAAGUAAUUCUCCCCCAGAGACAAACCACCACAACCACCACCACCACCCACUUGGUGUUCGACUCGGGAAAAUUUGUUUUUACUUGCACUACCUGGUCAACAUUCCAUCACAUACCAAUACACCAGCGUUGUGUGCUUUGCCAUUCCGUCCCUGCGCGUUCGCAGCAAUGUUGUGCUGAGGAAAAGGUGCAUGCAAGUCAUUGCAUCACCGUUCGCAAGUGGGCGGCCUGUAUUCUUAGCCACCCUUCUUCGACCGUUUCCUCUCGCUCAAUCAACUCCUACUAUCGGUCCAACUAUUAGACGAAAAGUGUGACAUUAUUAUUACUUCAAGAUGGAUAAUCAAGGUGGCGGAGGAGGAAAUAACAAUUCCAGCGACUUCGUGCGCAAACUGUACAAAAUGCUUGAAGAUCCCUCGUACUCUUCGGUAGUACGAUGGGGCGACGACGGCGACAGUUUUGUCGUGCUUGAGAACGAAAAGUUCACCAAAUCUAUCCUGCCGAAACACUUCAAACACUCCAACUUUGCUAGUUUUGUACGCCAAUUAAACAAAUAUGACUUCCACAAGGUGCGGCAGAACAACGAGGACGGUGGCAUGUCGACCUAUGGUGCCAAUGCAUGGGAGUUCCGGCACCCCGAAUUCAAGGCAAACAGCAAAGACACCCUCGACAACAUUCGGCGAAAGGCCCCCGCUCCUCGGAAGGCGUCAAACCUCAACGACGAACAAAUACCCAUACAACAGAUCGAUUUGAUGAACCAGCAAAUAGUAGCACAAGCACAACAGAUCGAGUCGUUAGUUCAGACAAAUAAUCAACUACAGAUGAACCACCAGAUGGUGGUGCAAGAGCUUCUCCGGAUACAAAAGACGGUCCUUAAUCACGAUCGCGUCAUGCAGGAUGUCAUGACAUUUUUGCAUUCUGUAGAUGCGAAGCAGCGAAGGGACAGCAAAGCACUUUUUGCGCCGCAAGCGGAUCCCGCGCAGACGAGCACCACCCUGACCCCGACAAGCCAGACAAUGCCCCAACAAGACGAAGACGUGCCGGCUUCUCCUCUACAACACGCCUCGAAGCUGUUGAGUGAUCUCAACGCCGAUGUCCAAUUCAACAUCUCCGGCUUGGAGCAGAUGAACACCAGUAUUGCGACGCCGCCUAUUCAUCAAGAUCCCCGGCACAUGCAAUACAGGGGCCCCAGCUCUUCGAACUCGAGCGGGAGCAUGGGAUUCGUCAAGAUGGAACCGUCUCAACUGGAGAACAUCGUGUAUCCGAUGGGCACGAACAACGGUAUCGACCCGAUGUCCAGUGAAUACAUCCACAACAUUCCCUACCCUAUGCCUUCCAAAGAUACCCCGCAAGACCCUCGGGCACAAUUUGCCGAUUCUCGCAAGAAGAGUGGGACAGCAGAUCCUGGCUGGAGCCGGUCGCCGAGGAUAUUGCUGGUCGAAGAUGACCCGACGUGUCGACAAAUUGGUGGGAAGUUCCUGUAUUCCUUCAACUGUGUGGUGGACUGUGCUUUUGACGGUCUCGAAGCCGUCAGUAAGAUGCAAGACGGUAACAAGUACGACAUUAUAUUGAUGGAUAUCAUCAUGCCCAACCUCGACGGUGUAUCUGCGUGUCACCUCAUCCGUCAGUUCGAUCGGACACCCAUCGUUGCGAUGACGUCCAACAUCAGAUCCGACGACAUUCAGAUGUAUUUCCAUCACGGCAUGGACGAUGUACUGCCGAAGCCGUUUACGCGCAAGUCUCUCCUCGACAUGCUCGAAAAACAUCUGAUGCACCUGAAAAAGGUGCCGCACAUGGAAGGCGCACUGACGGGCAUUGCACCCCCAGCGGGCCUUUCCUCGACCGGUCACACCGUCCGCGAUGACGGCUCGUCGGGGGCCUCCCCUGCCGGAUCGACGGGCACCUGGAAUUCCCCGAGUCAGUACUCUGGAGCGUCACCGGUGAACCCGAGCAUGCACUUGGGGGCCGGCGGCGGUGGCGUGUUACCUCAACAGCAGCCACAGCAACAGCAACACUUUAUCGACGCGAAUGGCAACAUUACAGCAUUUCCAAAUGGCCCUCAGACUCCGAUGGGCAUGAGACAAAGCGCCAUGCAGAACCACGCCCACCACAGAAGGGGACCAUCGGACCUGUCGGGUGGGAUGGAAGUGGGCAACGCGAAUAAACGCCAACGAAUGUACGGUCCACAGCAAACAAUGACGACCCCGAUGAGGCUACAGUGAUGGCUGUCUAGGUCUCUAGCCAAGAAGAAAGUUCUUCGUUUGAGCGAUGAAUUAAGAUAUACACACAUUAUAGUGUGGCAAGGUUGUUCCCGCCUUUGCGGCUCGAUGCGACUCGGCGUGACAUUCGGUUCGAUUCGUGGACUAAAAGUCAAGCAACAUGAACGACACGGGAUUUGUUUUAACAAAACAACAAGAUGAGAUACACAGCAACCUUGAUGGGAGGUUUACUAUUACGACUUUGAUGAUGAAACAUUUGUGCAUUUGGAAGGAGGGAAAGGACGGAAAGAGAGGUACCCGAAUGUUAACCUUGAGUUUGUUUCAAGGGCCAAAGAAAGGUGAUGACGAGACGCAUCGCCUGACACCAACACGUUUUUGUUUUGCGCAUUUGCUUUUGCCAACGGUGGAUGAAGGCCUGGUGGUUGUGGUAGGCUCGGUUUGACCAGUGUUUGCUCUUUUCGACUUGCGACUGAUAUGGCUCUGACAUGGACUUUUUUUGUCGAGAUCGAGAUCGAGAAAGAGGGAGAGAGAGAGAGAGACACUUGGGGGUUUGGUUUUUGGAUCAAAUAUACUGGAGCUGAAGAGAUACAAGGGCGUAAUCUCUUUCUGUCUCUCCCUCCUUCUCUCUCUCUCUCUUUGUGUGUGUUUGCAGAUACCUACUCCGUACUAUACCUUUAUGCCAUGUCGAACGCGUGCAGCAGCGGACUGGACAGGGUUUCACAAAAUAUUUUUUGUACAGAAGAGAAAUCCUGACUACUCGGUAUCUACCUUGACU
Exophiala oligosperma is the source of this 3139-nucleotide messenger RNA. RefSeq lists its product as uncharacterized. Gene Ontology annotation, biological process: regulation of DNA-templated transcription; phosphorelay signal transduction system. Bases 481 to 2367 code for a protein of 628 amino acids. The record is from RefSeq and is a predicted model, not a curated record. The transcript is spliced from 2 exons. NCBI's taxonomy places the organism in Eukaryota, Fungi, Ascomycota, Eurotiomycetes, Chaetothyriales, Herpotrichiellaceae. Gene Ontology annotation, molecular function: phosphorelay response regulator activity; DNA-binding transcription factor activity; sequence-specific DNA binding.